GCGCCUGCAAAAGUGUCCGAGGCUGAUCACCUUGCCUGUCACGCCGCCAUCGCAGACUCCCCGGCUUACUGUUGCGCGCCCACGCUGGCCCAUCGUCGAGUGUUCGUCUGUCGCGUCCCCGCCGCCGCGCCGCUGCGCCAGCCAACAAGCACCGCCGAGCCUCCUAACCCGCAUCUGCCAGCACCGCAUCCACCACAACACCACGCCGCCCCCCCAUCUCCCCCCAUCGCCGACGCUCCCCCGCCUUCCUGCGCAAGCCAUCGCGACAGCGCGCCGUCCCUCCGGAGGGUCCUCUGCCCUAGCCGGAGACUGUCGACACGCCGCCCCCGGCUAUGGCAACCGUCGCACCACCACCGGCGAGCGAACGGAAGCGCGUCAAAGUCUACGAGCUCAAGAACAAUGACUGGUUCGACAGAGGCACCGGCUUCUGCAAGGGCGUUGUAGCAAAUCAGGAGGAAGCAAGGAUUGUAGUCCUGUCCGAGGACGACCAGUCGCGACAGCUCCUCGAAACGCGCAUCUCUAAGGAUGAUGGCUAUCAGAAACAGCAAGAUACCCUCAUCGUAUGGACUGAGCAAAAUGGCACCGACAUGGCCCUCAGCUUUCAGGAGCCCGAGGGCUGUGCCAGCAUAUGGGACUUUGUCAACGAAGUGCAAUCGCGAUUGCAGGCUUUAGCGCAGGACGAUUUGGACCAUAUUAGUCCCAUACUUCUCCCAAACCCAGACCUCGGCAACCUUCACGAGAUUGAAAACCACAUGCGCGCCGCAAACUCUACUCCAGGGGGGCGAGAAGCCCUCGCCAAAUUCAUCCUUGCUCAGGAUUACAUACCGAAACUGAUUCCGCUCGUCGACAUGGCCGAAGACCUCGAAAGCGUAUCGGAUCUCCACCGGCUAUGCAGCAUCAUGAAGAUGCUUAUCCUACUCAACGACACGGCCAUUAUCGAAUACGUCGUGACAGACCCCGUUGUUCUGGGAGUUGUUGGAGCCCUAGAAUACGACCCGGAUUUUCCCUUGCACAAAGCCAACCACCGACAAUAUCUCGACGACGAAUCCAAAUUCAAAGAGGUUGUCAAGAUUGAAGACGAGAAUAUCAAGCGGAAAAUCCACUACACCUAUCGCCUUCAGUAUCUCAAAGACGUGGUUCUCGCGCGCAUCCUCGACGACCCCACCUUUAGCGUUCUCAACUCCCUCAUCUUCUUCCACCAAGUCGACAUUGUCCAGCACCUUCAAGCAAACGGCCCCUUUUUGAAAGAACUUUUUGGCAUCUUCUCGCCCAAGGAGCAGAAUCUCUCGAGAAAAAAGGACGCAGUCUUAUUCAUCCAGCAGUGCUGUGCCAUAGCAAAGAGCUUGCAGGCAAACGUCAGGGCGCAGCUCUAUCAAAACUUCAUCAGUGGCGGUCUGCUGGAAGUCAUACAGUUUGCUCUCAAACACCAAGAUGCUUCUGUCCGAGUAGCAGGAACAGACAUACUUGUGUCUUUGAUCGACCACGAUGCUCUCAUGGUGCGCAGCUACAUUUUCAAGGCCAUUCAAGAAAAGACCAAGCCACUUACCGAUACCCUGAUCGAGUUGCUUCUAAUUGAGGUGGACUUGGGGGUCAAGGCACAGAUGGCAGAUGCGAUUAAGAUUCUGCUGGACCCCAAUGCCAACUCGGCGUCGAUAGAAGCGCUUGGGCGAACUAAUAGCGACUUCCUUGCUAAAAUGAGGGGUCAACUUCCAUCCAUACCGCAAACUGACUCUUUUAUUCAAAACUUCUACGACGAGUCCGCACGGAAACUCUUCCAGCCUCUCAAAGAUCUCGAAGGCCGCGAGUCGAUGGAAGAUCUAUCAAUGCAAGAAGUGUCAUUAUACGCCCACCUUGUCGAAGUUCUUUGUUUCUUCAUCCGUCAACAUUCUUUCCGCAGCAAAUACUUCAUUCUAUCCGAAGGCCUUGCAAUGCGGGUAGCUCAACUAAUGGCCUGUCCGGAGAAGCAUUUGAAACUCACUGCGCUCAAGUACUUCCGCACUGUUCUCGGUUUCCACGACGAAACACAUAACCGCCAAAUCAUCCAACACCACCUUUUCGAGCCCAUCUUGCAGAUCUUGUUUGAUACAAUGCCUCGCGACAAUCUCCUCAACUCGGCAUGCCUGGAGCUGUUUGAAUUCAUCAGGCGCGAGAAUAUCAAGAUGAUUGUUCAGCAUCUGGUCGAGACGUACCGGGAUAAAUUACAGGCUGUGACCUAUGUUGACACAUUCCAAAAUCUGAUCCUCAAAUACGACCAGAACCAUGAGCCAGUCACUACUCAGGAGCUUGAUAAUUCAUUUACAAGCGUGGACAGUGACACACCUGCGCGACACCCAGCAAAUGUCAAUGGUGGCAAGUGGGGUCAAGGCUUGAAGGACGUGGAUGCGGACGAAGAGGCAUACUUCAACACAUCGGACGAUGAGGAUGAGCAACUUGCCACCACUGGCAAACUCGCCCUCAAUGGAGCAUCGCCGGUGCGCCCCCUCGUUAAUUACCCGGAUGACGACGCAGACGAUGCCGACAUGGAUGAUCUCGCUACCGGGCUGCCAGCCUCUGUGCACAAGAUUUCGGCAGAGACGCAAACCCCAGAAACCACUCCAUCACCAAACUCUGCUUCUGCGGGAUCGCCGCCGGAACGUAUAUCCGAAAAGCGGCGUAGAGAAGAGGAUGAGGAGGAUGAGCUUCUUGCAAGCAUCUCCACAUCUGCAGGUCCAAAGCGUCGUGCUUCAACGUCCAGCAACGCAAGCUCAGGAAGCCUGCGGAACUUGCGCCGGAAGUCACCCAAUGUCAAUGCCGGCAAGGAUGGUGGUGGAACACCAAAGAAGAUCUCGUUGUCCAUUCCACUAAAAAGUAGUGGUGAGGGAGGCGCGGGCGAAUAGUAUCGCACGACCCCGCUCUCAGAUAAAGAUGAGCUGCAAGAGAGAAAGAAAGGCUUCUCGUUUCUGCAGCGCGAUGCGCUUUAAACAAUCCUAAAAAGAUACCCAUUUGGAAACUCGAGGAGACAGAUGACGUUGUAUGAAAUGGGUGCGUACGGGAUUUUUUGGCUUCUUCUUGCAAAUGUGUUUCAAUAGGGUAGCGGCAUUGCGAAUGGUGUAAUUAUCUAGGCGUUCAGUAUCGUCGCCCUCCCCGGCGAACGAGACAGGUUGGGACUGUGGCAUGAUGGGAUGAUGCAGCGCUGUGUGUCGGGCCUAUCACCGUGCGUUUGGGUGUUUGGGUUUUCUGUGCAUGAUCAAGGGCAUCAUCCGGCCUGUGUAUUUUAUAUCUCGUAGCCUUCGUUCGGGAAUGCCAACUCGUCAUCGAAGUCA
This is a messenger RNA of Bipolaris maydis ATCC 48331, 3302 nucleotides long. Its product is annotated as component of IIS longevity pathway SMK-1-domain-containing protein. Lineage: Eukaryota; Fungi; Ascomycota; Dothideomycetes; Pleosporales; Pleosporaceae. The record is from RefSeq and is a predicted model, not a curated record. Gene Ontology annotation, biological process: DNA damage response; protein dephosphorylation. Gene Ontology annotation, molecular function: protein phosphatase activator activity. Gene Ontology annotation, cellular component: protein phosphatase 4 complex; nucleoplasm.